Molecule: messenger RNA, 2709 nt
Organism: Pristis pectinata (smalltooth sawfish)
Lineage: Eukaryota; Metazoa; Chordata; Chondrichthyes; Rhinopristiformes; Pristidae
Product: neuroblast differentiation-associated protein AHNAK-like
Exons: 1
Coding region: 1-1278 (425 amino acids)
Biological process (GO): regulation of RNA splicing
Cellular component (GO): nucleus; costamere; cytoplasm
Source: RefSeq, a predicted model, not a curated record
AUGCCUCAGAUCAACAUUCCAAAAGCUGGUAUUAACAUUGCAGGAUCUGGAGUUUCUGCACCUGAUUUAUCUGGACCAAAGAUGGACAUUGACAUAAAAAGCCCUAAAAUAAACAUUGAAGGGCCAAGUAUGAAACUGAAUGGAGCGGACAUCAAUAUUGAUGGUCUGAAACAAAAAGGUCCCAGUGUUAAUUUAGCUGCACCAAAAACCAAUAUUGAAUUUUCUGGUGCAAAGGUUGAAGGAGGUGUGAAGACAAAUGCACCAGAUUUCAGUCUAGGUAGUCUAAGUGCUGAUGUACCAAAUUCUGAAGUGAAGAUCCCUUCACCUAAUGUGAAACUUGAUGUAAAAGGCCCUACAAUAAAAGGAGGCAUUGGAAUGUCUGGUUUAAAAGGCGAUCUGAAAGAUCCAGAAUUUGAUGCCAAGGCAUCUGAAGUAAGUGCAGGUGACAGAGCAGAAAAAAUCGAAUUAGAUGUUGCAUUGGACAAAAUGAAAAUACCUAAAUUUAAGCAUUCUCAAUUUAAAAUAAAAAGCCCAAAUUUAGAAGAGACAGAAAUGGCAGCAGAUGCCAGAAUUCCUGAAAUUCAGCUACAUGCUUCAGCUGCACAAGGUCCAGGUGUCAAUAUUAAAGGACCACAGGCUAGUUUAAACCUGCCGGAAGGAGAGGUGGAAAGCUCAGGGGUCAAAAUAAAAAAGGGUAGAAUUAAAAUGCCCAAAUUUAAUUUCUCCAAGUCUAAAGGGAAGAGUAGUUUUGAAGGAUUGGAAGGGGAUUUCAGCGCAUCUGGACCAAAGACUGAUAUUAAGGGCUCCAAAGGAAGCCUGGGUUUUGGUGACAUUGAGGUGGAGACAUCAGAGAUGUCAAUAGCUGGGAAAGAUUCUAGUUUGGACAUUAACACCUCCCCAAAAGGGAAGUCAGGAACAUUAGAUUUCUCUUUAUUUAAAGGCAAAAAGUCAGAACGUCACAGAUCAUCGUCUCUGAGUGAUGAGCAAGAACUUUCACCUUCUUCACCCAAGGGCAGAUUAGAAUUUGGAGAAGGGGUUGCAGGUGCAAAAGGCAAAAAGUCUAAGUUGAAAUUUGGAACAUUUGGAGGCUUUGGGGCUAAAUCAAAGGGCUCCUACGAGGUCACUCUCAAUGAAGGUGAAGCAGCAGUAGAGGGCAGUGGAAUCUCUCUAGUUUCCAAAAAAUCCCGUAUAUCCUCCACUUCUAGCAGUGAUAGCGGAUCUAAAGCAGGAUUGCGCCUUCCUAAAGUAGAACUAAAUAUCAACAAAAACAAAGAAUAACUAUGUAAAUAUACCUGAGUUACUGUAAAUAGAAAUUAACUGCAUUACUUUUUACUGAUAAGCCAAGGCAUGGAGAUCCAUUAGACUUCAUCUCUAUCUCAUUUGCAGGUCAAAAAUAGGAUGGAAUAUUUAAAGUGUUGAGUUUCUUUUCCUUUAAUGCGAGGGAUAGAACCCUAAGUCAGACUUGACCUGCGGAUAUUUCAGUACACUUCUGUAUCAGCUAAAAAUCAAACUAAAGUUCUAUUACUGAGCUGAGAGCAAUAGCUUACUAGCAGGAAAAAAUAAAACCUAUUUUGAUACAUUUUCUAUGUAGCAGUUUAUUAUUUUCAUAUAUUGGCAAAAUGGAGGUGUUAAGACAUUUAAUCACUGGUGCUCUCUCUGGCUUACUUUAUACAAUGGAGUUGCAGCUAAUGUAUGAGAGGUUUUACUGAAGUUUGAUUUCUUAAGAAAACAUACAGAGGAAGUGGUAGAGGAAGAGUUUAAGCUGUUUUUAGACAAAUACAUGAUACCCUACCCACACAAGGUGAAAUCUGGCAAAAUAAACUCAAUUUAUCGUGUCAUAAAUGAUUAUCAGAAUUCAGUAACAAUCAGUUUGGCCUGUAUCUUUUCUCUGUUAGUAGGAGAUGCAAUAAACAAACAAAAUUCUGUUCUGGGAGGCUUAAAUUCUUCAACUUUGUAAAUGUGUAAGUGUGGUCUGUGGAACUGGUUAGGGCGUAUUUCUACUGUGAAUUAGUACAUUAUCACCACCACCAUCGCUUCCCUAACCCACGCCACUCAUUUGUGGUGAUGAUGCUGCUGCUGUUGUAAUAAUCUUUUAUUCCCAUGUCCUUCUUCCACAAGAGUGAAUGAAAUUAGAAAACUACUCACUACUUAACAAUACGCAAAAUCAUAUAUCCAGUUUGGCUGCAUGUUAAAUUUCCCAUCUCCUCCCAGUCUUCUCAAAGCCACUCUACCUUCUAUCCCUAUAAUCCAGUGUGGCUCAGCUGAGAAGUGCACUGCCUCAUGUGAAACACAGCCUUGUGGAUGUUCAAGAUCUUAGAUUGGAUUGACCAGUCUGAGCCAAAUUAGCUGAUCAUGUAGGUGUGCUGAUGCAGGAGUCUGGAAUGUUCAAUUUCCUUGCAUUGUGAAGCACAAUAUGAGAGCAUAUCUUCCCUGCAUGCAUAAUGAAGUCUCACAGUAAAGCAACGCCUUGCUGAGUUCACAGAAAGCACCUAUUAUCCUUGUAACAUAAUAAGCAAUUUUCUUUUGUUAUGAAUGGCGAGAAUUGUGACUUUGCCAGAUUUUUUUCUUAUCAUUUCAUUGUUUCACUCAAAAAUGUUAAUAGAACUCUUCAUAAUUCUGUCUGCACUCUUGCGGCAAACAGUAGACGACGGGAAUGUAAGACAAGCGCGUACCUUGUAAAAAUCAAAUAAAUCGUUCAUUACCCUGAAA